GUUGAAGUUGAUUGAUCAACAAAAUUACUUUCAAUCACACACACCACAAACCUAUCAGUGUAGCAUUCCGUAUAUAUAUAAAUAAAACAUUACCCACACAUAGAAUACGAAAAUGGCUGCAAAUCGUCGCAAGCAGGACGAUAAAAAUUUAGAAAUUUUACGUGAGCUAAUUUCACUCAAUGGGAACAAGUAUUGUUUAGAUUGCAACCAAAGAGGACCUACAUACGUUAACAGUACAAUAGGUUCUUUUGUUUGUUCGAAAUGCUCGGGAAUGUUGCGUGGUCUUACACCGCCUCACCGCGUGAAGUCCAUUUCUAUGGCCACUUUCACGCCGGAAGAAAUAGAAUUUAUAAAGGCAAGAGGUAACGACUACUGCAGGCGCGUUUGGUUAGGCCUUUACGAGGGUGAAAGUGUGAAUUUUACUGAUGAGCAAAGCGUUAAAGAUUUUAUGUCUGAUAAAUAUGAAAAGAAACGCUAUUAUCUAGAUUCACCUGCAAUUACGAACAAUCCUGUCAAUGGGAGUUCAAUGAAGAAUAAACCCAAAGUUAAGACCGGAAGUAACGCUUUGAACGCAACUCCUUUGAUAUCGAUUUCGCCGCAAACAUCGAAAAAUACGAUCAACAAUAACACGGUCGUUCAAACUGCAAAAGUGGUGAACAAUUUGCUGCCUGCUAACGACCUGAGUUACAGAGUAGCCCAACCAGUCAACAGUUUGGUAAAACCUAUCAUGAACACUGUAAAUGUCACACCAGUACCUGCUGCUGUACCAGCCUCAGUACCUGAUUUUCCUGUUGAUUUUUCUACAGCAAAUAUUUAUAACAGUAGUCAGAUCAAUAAUAAUAUGAACAAUAGUUUUGCAACUCCUCCGUCCAUGAACUCACCAGCAUUCAAUGCUUUUAGUACCCCUCAUCAGCCUGCAAAUGAUCGCUAUGCUGCACUGGCAGAUUUGGAUAUGGCUCUAAGACAACAAAACAUGAAACAUAUGGAGGAAAAUAAUGUUGUAAAUAAUAAAAAUCCAUUCCAAAGUACCACAACCAAUGAUCUGUUUGCCAGUAAAAAUCCCUUUUUUAAUGGAGGAUGGAGCACUGCCACAUCUACGGUACCAGUCAAUCCGUUUAUGCAGUCUACGAAUAAUGGGGGUUUUAUGAAUUCCAAGAAUCCAUUCCUCUGAUUUGGAUUAACACGAAACAUAAGAACUAAGUGAGAUGUCAAAGAACAAACUACGUAACAAAAAGCACAAACCAAGCUACAAAUUUAUAUGUUAUUGAACAAUUGUAUAGUAGUUGAAUAAUUUAUUAAUGUUAUGUCAUAGUGGAGAUACAGUAACACUGCGUGAUUACACUGAGUAAUCAGAUUUCAUUUAUUGAAUUUUACAAAAUGUGUAAUUGCAAAAGCCAGUGUGUUAUUGUAUCUGAUGCAUUGUCAGUCCAUAGCUAACACCAUGCAGCACGCUUGUUAUGGUUGUAAAAUUGAGUGCCUCAACAUGCCUUACAUUUUUUAUAUGUAUAUUUACAAUGAAUUAUUAGUUAUCUCAAAUUAGGAAAUGAAAGUAUUGCGAUUAUUUGAAUAGAAAUGGUAAAAUAUGAACAAAUUGUGUAUAAAUAUGAAAUAUUGAUAAAGACUCUGGUUUUAGCUUUAUCCUAAAUUAUUUAGAUAGUAUUGUAUUUGAUAUGACCAGUAAAUGACGAAGCUAUUUACGUACAUUAAUAUUAGUAUUGCAAAAUUUAAGGCACAGGUACCUAACAUAGAAUGUAUUUGUAAUCAGGUGCCUUGUGUGAGUAAGUUAUGUUCAGUGAGUCAGCCAGGGGCCGAGUUGCGUCGUUCAAAGACGUCAUAAAGGUUACUGGCCUUAUUUGAUAGUUUGGAAUUGUAUGGAAUGGUACAAAAUUUAACGAUAAAAUAUGUAAGAUGUAAGAUUAUUGAAUAUUUAAUGAGUUGGAGACCACAUUUUGGUAAUAAAACUGAAAAAAUAUUUAUUGUCCAUGUAUGAAUUGCUCACUAUUGUAAUUUUAAAUCAAUGAAUCAUCAAUGAACUUCUUAUAGAAUCUACCAUUUAACUUAGUAUUGAGUUGUUGACUUUUUGUAAUUUCACCACAUGAAAUAUAAAAGUUAUUUUUAAUGUUAUUUAAUAUUUUAACAUUUUGCUUGACAAAAAUUGUACUGAAAAUAAUUUUCUUAGUCAGGGUUAAUGUUUAUAAUACUAUGUUUUCAAAGAAAUCAGUUGCAAACAUAGUUAUAGUCAGCCAGUUAGAAAUUGAGCUCUCAAAUUAUGUGCUUCAUCUGUGAUUGUAAUCAGUUUUAUUUUUAUUUGCAAUGAGCUAACUUGAACAAUUUUUUUCUAAUCAAUGCACUUACCUAUUUAUUUAGUUCAUAAUAUAGUUGUUUUUUUACUAUUUGAGCACUAAGAUCUGUUAAUUUGUAUAAAUAAAAUAAUCACUAUUAUUUUUUAUAAACCUUGUUUUUUCUUUGAACCAAAUUAUGUGUGUGUUAGUAUAGCACAUUAUCUCCACCAAUAUUGUUUUAAUUAAUUAGAAGACCAAAAUUAAGCUCAUGAACGAGUUCUAAUUUAUUCAAAUUAUACUUAAAUUAUUACAGUCAGUCUAUUCACAUUUUACAUUUUUUAGCAAUUGUUUGUCACAUUUUGUAUUUACUGCUUUUUCGUGCGAACACAGGUGUGGAGAAGUUAUCGGGUGUAACGUUAGGGCUCGGUAAAGGCGUUUUAGGAAUAUCAUGCGAUAAUGACACUGACGCAUUCUUGAUGGCAUCGGGUAAGUCUUCAGGUAAAUUUGUUGGUUGUGAGGUUGUUGCAGAUGAUCGUUUUUCUGAUAUUGUUUUAAGAAUAUUUUUACCAGCUUCUUUAGUCUUUUCAUGUUCUAAACAUUUGUAAGCAUAAUGAGCAGCAUGGUCAAGCAAUGAAAACCUAAGAUAGUACUGUGCUAAAUAACGCUGUGCUGCAGGUAACUCUUUGCUGCCUGCAUUAGCAGGGUCCUGACAAGCAGCUGUGUAAGCAGCUGCAGCACUGUUAGGCAUAUUAGACUUUUCAUAUAACUUAGCUAGUUUGAACAAUGCCAUGCCUUCAAUAUCACCAGUGCUGUGCGCUUUAUAGUAACAUUUGAGUGCAUUAGGAAUUUUAUCCAUUUUCUCAUAUGCUUCUCCAAGGGAAACCAACAUUCUUGAGUCAUCAGGUUUUAGCUGUGCAGCUCUUGAAUAAUAAUAUAUGCAGUAACCAUUGAGUCCUAAGAUUUCAUAAGCUUGUCCAAGGCCAUUCCAUGCACGAUAAUCAUUCCUGUUUACAUCUAUUGCUUGUCUAUAACACUGUAUUGCAGCAUUAGAAUUUUGUAGUUCUAUAAACUCAUGCCCCAUGAGGAUCCAUGCAGAUAGAUACUGAGGAUCUAAUGAAAGUGCCCUUUGGAAAUAUAUUACAGCCUUCUGAUGUUCACUUCUUAAACUAUAAUAGUUCCCUAUAACACAGCAUGUCUCAACUCUGUAUUUAUCUAUAGAUACAGCUCUCUGAGCUAAGUUUGCAAGUUCCAUUCUCUUUUCUUUGAGAUAAAGAAGAUGAGAGUAUACAUCCCAGUUGUCUAAUCUAUAUGGAUCAUUUUGAUACAACUCGCGGAACAAUGCCAGUGAUGAAUCCACAUCUCUUCUAUCAUGGUGGGCAAUAGCCAUUUGAGCUGUGACAUAAGUACUUUUUUCAAACCCUGCUGCAACCAAUACCAUAUAGGCUUCCAAAGCUUGCUCUGAUAAUUUCAAUUCAACAAAAGCAUGUGCCGCAAAGAAAUACAUCAUCCAAUGUUUCGGGAGUUGGAAAGAGUCUAGUGCUUCAUACUCAUUGGCUAGACCUGCAAGCUCCACCCAUGCAGACCACAGUGUAGGUGCCGCUGCUACUGCAGCCUGCAGCACUGUCACCGCUUGACUCCUUAAGUCAAGUUUCUUCAAAACUACACCCUCUAAGUACAGAAGAUACCCAUCUAGAUUGUUUCGGUUUGCUUUAAAAUAUGACAGUAAAUCCAAUAAAACUUGUGUUGAUUCUGUAUUUUCGGUGCCCAGGUCUGUUGCAUUGUCCAAACGUUUUUUCUCACUUGACAUGUAUUGAGAAUAUUUAUGGAGAAAUACACAUUUAGAACUCAAGCAAUUUUCUAAAAAAUGAGCAGCUCUGUCGUAUUCUUGACAAUCAAAAUAAGUUUUGGCCAAGGUGUAAGCUUCUUUCUCCUCAGGCGAAAUAUCAUCUUCCUCCUUAGUAGUCGGAGGAUGUUCAUAGGUUAUUUUGUGAUCCUUCAAAGAGUAAUUUAGCUCGGCAAGCCAUUUAGUAGUUUGUGUAAGUCCACGAUCUGUGCAUUCACGGAUGCCAUGGAGAAUAUCGAUUCUUACUUGGUUUAUAUCAAUUUGAAUGUCUCCUUUAGAGUUAAGUGAUAACGGCUGCAUGUUUUUGCAAUUCAAUAAUACAACAUUAAGUGUGAAUGCAGUUUAUUUCUCAAAGUAAAAAGAAGCUAAGAACAAAUCCUUAGUAACGUUUUUAAUCGGCGAAUCUAAAAAUCUUCAACUUUAAAU
Molecule: messenger RNA, 4551 nt
Organism: Spodoptera exigua (beet armyworm)
Lineage: Eukaryota; Metazoa; Arthropoda; Insecta; Lepidoptera; Noctuidae
Source: the annotation of a GenBank genome assembly